UGUGUGCACAAAGUCGCAUCGCAAUCUCAUUCUCUCCUGUUCACAAAACACCUCACAACUUAAUACCGUCAAUACGUAUAAUUAAUUAAUAAUAAUAAAAAUAGGUACACAUUUUUCAUGUAAUUUACUUUGUGCAUCGUUCGUUCGCUGGAGAUACGUGCUUAUUGGAGCUGGUUUGUCGACGGUUUUCUGCUCAACCGAUCGUAAAAUUGAAAACAAAGUGAAACAACGUUGUAAUAUUUGGUUUUUAUGAAUUCAACGAUUGUUGAAUCGCAGAUAAAAACACGGAAAGUGGUUUGAAGAAGAAGAAAACGAAGAGAGAGAGAAUAAAACGCGUCAAACUAGAUGUGAUGUAUCGGUCUAUGGUGAAGUUCAAGUGUUAAACUCUCUGUUAAAUCGUCUGUAGCAAAAUAUUUUGUGUUAAUUGUGCGAAACCUUCCAUAAUCGUCAAUUAGAAUUAGUUUUCAUUUGUGUGUAAGUGUUUGAAAUAUUCGCAUCGGAUUAUUCACCUAGAAUUGACAUUAACAGUCAGCAUUCAGUGUCGUCACGUUCUACGGGAUUUGCCAAAUUUGAAUCUAGUUUUGUCGCUGCUAAAAUUCAUGCAAAAGAUAUUGCCAAAGCAAAUAGAUAAAAAGAAUUACGCAUCGGCUCGGGAGGUGUGUAAACACUAAUAAAUUCGGUUUAAACAAACACCUCGGGCUCUACUACUUCAUGUUCUUCUCUUUUUUUUAUCUUUGUUUGUACGUAAAUACAGUGCUUCGAACAUUAAUCAAAAUGAAACAACCAAACAUGAGUAUGGUAUCGGAGCAGUUCUUUGUUUGUUGCGAACACGUAGUUGUUGUUUUAUGAACGUACUCUACACUCUCUCUCUCGCUCUCUUUCUCUGUGUCCCUGUUUUCUACCGUCGCUUUCAUUUAUUUCUGCAUUUUUAUUAGCGAGAAUGUGCAUAUUGUGCGAAUUGUGAAUUGAAAGCAGGCACACGACGCUUCUCGUACUACGUGAUACGAGCGAUGGUGAAUAUGUGUUGUGUCAUUUAAAUAUGAGGGUGUCUGGUGUCUGCAUUUUAUGCGAAAGCAAUUGUUCGCAAUUUUAUAUUCGUGUAUCCUGUUUGAGUCGCCGUCGCCAAACGAAUCGCGAAAAAUUCGGUGUUGAAUUAAAAAAUUUGUACCUCUAUUGGAAUUGGAAACGGCAACAUUACCGACUGAUUGCCAAUUCAUAGAAUGGUCAAUACAUUUCGUCAUUCAUUGAGAAUGAGAAUGUUCCGGUAAAUAUUUGCUCAAAAUUUGAAUGAAGCGCACAUAUACAGUGACCACGGUCAGUCGUCGAUGAAUCACAAAAUGUCAAUAGUGUCGUUGAAAGUGGAAAUUUACCCGAAAAAAAAGACGUUGAAUCAUUUGUAAAAAUGAUUUUGGAUUCAAUGGAGAAAAAAGGAAGUUAUAUUCCGGUCGCUGUACUUGAGCACAAGGGCCAUCGAAAAAACCAUUUGAAAAAUGAUGUUUCGUCGGCAGUCUUUCGUUUCAAUUCACGUACAUGCAGCAUACAAGCACGUUUGUAUUGUCAUAGCUCUAUGUGUAUAUAUACGGAAAAAGGGUCUUUGGCUUUGUCUACCGUAUUAACCACUACACUCGCAUCCGAUUUGCAGACACAUCGAGUGAGAGAGGGUGCAGAUUCGAAUAUUUCUUUUACAUGUCGCUCACUGCUGCUACCGAUUUCGUUGUUGUUGUUGUUGUUGGUAUUUCUAGUGAAAUUCGCUAUGGUUAUUUUACCCGUUGAAAGUGCAACCCAACUCUCUCAUAUGCUUGAUGCCAUUGCGGUAGCGAGAACAUUUCCUCAUUUCUCAUUUCCACGUUCCAUUGUUAAUGUUGUUGCUUCUGCAAAUGGUGUUGGUGUUCGUUAACGGCAUUAGACAAUUUAUUGAUUAUGAGAAGUUGCGUCGCUCCGAUGCCAAGUGUGGCUGUUGUUUUUGUUUUUACUGAAAUGCAAAAACGAACCGAGAAAAAAAGAGAGAAAAAAUCGCUCGACAACAUGUUUUAUGGAUUUUAUAAUGUGAUAUCCAUUUUCAAUGUGCCGUGUGCACUUUUACGCGUAAGCACAUUCAUUCACAUUCUCACGUCAAGAGGCUCAUUUUCACACACUUGGCUGCAAAAAAAAUUACUUAGCAUUAAUCUUAUGUUAUGUGUUAAGAUUUCAGUUUGCAUAUACCUCAUUUUUCCGCUUUCCGACUUGAUGCUUGUUUAUUUGUUCUGUCAAUAUCGCAAACCAAAACUCUAAUCAAUUCUGUUCGCAAAACCACUUCAGUUUUUCCGUUCAAAUUCUUUUCAUCGAUUUCAUUCAAGUGAAUUUUUCAGCAUGACGAAAGCAAAGAAAUCAUAAAAAUUUUGAGCUUGAAUUUAAGUAUCCGGAGUCAUCAAGUUAAAAAUACCGUUGCUCUCUCGCUCCUUCUGCAUUGCGAAGGCACAUAAGCACAUCAAAACUCAGUGGAUUCUCAAGCGAUGAAAAAGUUAAAUUUAGCAAUGUGCGCGUUCGAUGCUUGGCGAAUAAUUCUGACAUGAUAUGAAUAACGAUAAAUAUCGGCGAACGGUUUUCAUCGCAAGAAGCGAAUUAGCGGACGCACUCGCGCAUCCGUUAUCAAUGGCCAUAAGACAAGAACAUACACUUCAAGUUUGAUCAAGAGAGAAAUAAAAAAAACAAUUCGCUAAAAUUCGCCAAGCUAUUUGCCUCUUUUUCCAUUUCGCAAGCGCGCAUCGCAAUCAAAUUGAAUAGAAAUGACAAAAAUAGCACCGGUUUAUAAUUAGACAUCGGCCACAGCGGCGUUCGUGUCAUCGAAAUCUCUGUGUUUCCCUCUCUAUCUCUCUCUCUCUCUCUCUCUCUCUCUCUCUCUCUCUCUCUCUCUCUCGCUAUCGUUCAGCAUAUCUCUGAUUGCUGAAUCGUGGCUUGAGAUUCCGUACAAUGAAAAUUCGUUAUUCUUAGAGGCAAUAUAAUCCUGUAGCUAUUCUUUCUCUUGGUCAAAUGAUUGCCGCAUCAUUUCAUCUAUUCUUCAUCUAAAUAUAAAAGACUUUGUACACUUUGUAUUCAGGUUUGAUAAAUUAUUAGAAUAAUUUCAUGUUGUUUUUCAAGAGCUCGAAAAUUAUAAUUUUUCAUUGUCUGCAAUAAAAUCAAGAUUACAUCAAGAAAUAGCAUAGCACCGCAAUCAAAAGUGGUCGUCGGAUGCGUCGUUGAACUGUACGUCGUUUGACUUUGAGACAAGAGCGCCAAGAAAUGGUGUAUAUGUGCUGCUUUUUUUUCUCAUUUCGUGUAGCCCACAUACUCUCUUUCUAUCUCUCGAUGUUGAAUUCGAUGUGCUGUAAUAAUUUCGCGCAGCGGUCAACAAAUCUCGCAUUUCGUAUAUAUUUUGUUGAAGCAUAAACUGUAUAUUGGUUGUUGCUUAUGACUUAUUUUCAAUCACUAAAAAUAGACGGUGGGCUUUCGAUAUUUCUUUGUUUUUUUUUUCUUCGCCCGUCUUCUUCAAGCAAGUAUUUUUCACUUGAGCACAACACGUAAUCUGUAAUGAGUCAGAAAUCGUGGAUCGUUUAAAGCAAAUCAUUUCGUAUUGCAUGUCACAAGUAUCAUAGCGGGCGCUGAAAGCAAGUGCUAAAUGCAUGAACAUGGACACCACAUACGACAAGCGAUGAACAAAUUGUUUAUGUUUUUGUCUUUCAUUGUUGCCAAUCGUUAUUUCCAUGUGCAAUUCAUUUUGCGCAUACACACGAGCUGAAUGCCAAUUCGGUCUACCGCAAAUUUUAAUGCAUUCUAUUGAUCGAUCGUUCUCAUAAUAUCAUACAAUUUAUCAAUCAAUCGUUUCAUUUGUUUCGAAACGUUGACGCGCAUUUCAAGUAAUGAACGAAAUCCAUUGAAUUUGCAUGAUACCGAGACAUAAUGCUCGUUAUGAUGCACCAAUCAUCCAGCCACAAUAGCAGCAGCAGCAAAUAUGGAGACGAACGUGCAAAUGCAAUUUUUGUCUCGAUGAGUGAGUGAGUGAGUGCAUGUCAUUCAAGUAUACAUCACGAACACGAGAUGCGUGCGCAGCAAACAACCAUUAACGAGAAAUAUUGCAACCAAGAAAAUAAUACAGAAUUUUCUUUUCUCUCAAUUAAAAUGCGACCGAUAUGCACGAAAAAUGCAAACACUCAAGAUCCCAUUCUCAUUGCUCUCUGUUGUUGUUGCUGCUGCUGCUGCUGCUGCUGCUGCUUCGACUUGUAAUUGUCGAUCACAUCUCGGCACGAUCGGUACACACGCGCUCAAUUUCCUCUUUUCGCAUAAUAAAAUGUACUAAUGGCAUUAAAUGCGAAGACAGCAACUGACUGAGCGCGCGAGAACGAUACGAGAGGGAGCACAGAGGCAGCAGCAGCAGAAGCCAGGCGAAUUUUAUGUUCAUUUGAAUUGAAUAAACAUGUCGUCGAUGAUUGCGUUCGAUGUGCGGUUUAUCUUUCUCGGUUCGUUCGUCUUCUUUCAUGCUUUUUGUUGUGUUUGGUUUUGUUUUUUUUCGGUGUGUGAGAGGCAGUGUGUACGAGGCAAGAACCCAGGUCGCUUUAAAUUCUAUCUUUUGUAUUUCAUACAGCAUCGGCUGACAUAAAUGAGUGUACCGUAUGAUGUGUGUGCAAUGUGUACGCUAACGAACGUAAGCGAGUAAGCGAGUGAACGCGCGCGCGUUUCGUGUGUAUGAGUUUUUUUCAGUUCGAAUCGUCGUUUGCCUCUUUCUCUGUGAACCGUCUCUCGCAUACGAUCGCUAAGAAAUUGAUUUGGUACGAACAGGUUCUUUAGUUUUGAGUUGGCUUCCAACGCGAGCGGUCUCCGUAACGUUGUUGAUUAAAGUAGGUGUCAGAUAUCUUAGGACCUCAAACGAACGAACUGGUUUUUUUUUUGUAUUCGAAAAUCCACAAAAACCCGUAUUUGAAACAAUUUGAAACCGAAAAUCGAUAAUAAGAACACACAAACAAGUCAAAAUGUUGGACCAAAACGGAUAUGCUGUGGAUUACGGUGAUGCUUAUAUGGAGCAAGAGGAAGAAUGGGAGCGCGAAGGUCUUUUAGAUCCAGCCUGGGAGAAACAACAGAAAAAGACAUUCACUGCUUGGUGUAACAGCCAUUUGAGAAAAGCUGGCACAGCCAUCGAUAACAUCGAAGAAGAUUUCCGCAAUGGACUCAAACUUAUGUUGUUGCUCGAAGUCAUCUCCGGCGAAACAUUGCCAAAGCCAGACCGUGGUAAAAUGCGCUUCCACAAGAUUGCCAAUGUGAACAAAGCUCUCGAUUUUAUCGAAGCCAAAGGUGUCAAAUUGGUUUCAAUUGGUGCCGAAGAAAUCGUUGAUGGUAACCUGAAAAUGACUUUGGGUAUGAUUUGGACUAUCAUCUUGCGCUUCGCCAUCCAAGACAUUUCGGUUGAAGAAAUGACCGCUAAAGAAGGUUUGCUGUUGUGGUGCCAACGCAAGACCGCUCCAUACAAGAACGUCAACGUACAAAACUUCCAUCUCAGUUUCAAGGAUGGUCUUGCGUUCUGUGCAUUGAUCCAUCGUCACAGACCCGACUUGAUCGAUUACGGUAAAUUGUCGAAGGAUAAUCCAUUGGAGAACUUGAAUACAGCAUUCGAUGUUGCUGAGAAAUACUUGGAUAUCCCAAGAAUGUUGGAUCCAGAAGAUUUGAUUAAUAUAGCGAAGCCUGAUGAGAGAGCUAUUCUUACAUACGUAUCGUCAUAUUAUCAUUGCUUUAGUGGAGCUCAAAAGGCCGAAACUGCAGCUAACCGCAUCUGCAAGGUGUUGAAGGUGAACCAAGAGAAUGAGCGUCUCAUGGAAGAGUAUGAACGUUUGGCCAGUGAUUUGCUUGACUGGAUUAAACGUACUAUGCCAUGGUUGAACUCGCGUCAAGCCGACAACUCGUUGGCUGGAGUUCAAAAGAAAUUGGAGGACUACCGUACGUAUCGUCGCAAGCAUAAGCCACCACGUGUUGAACAAAAAGCAAAAUUGGAAACCAAUUUCAAUACUUUACAAACGAAAUUGCGUUUAUCGAACCGUCCAGCUUACAUGCCAACCGAAGGAAAAAUGGUUGGAGAUAUUGGCAACGCCUGGAAGGGCUUGGAAUUGGCCGAAAAAGCAUUUGAAGAAUGGUUGUUGGCUGAAACCAUGCGUUUGGAACGUCUUGAACAUUUGGCCCAAAAGUUCAAGCACAAGGCCGAUACGCACGAAGAUUGGACUCGCGGUAAGGAAGAGAUGCUUCAAUCGCAAGACUUCCGUCAAUGCAAAUUGAACGAUUUGAAGGCCUUGAAGAAGAAGCACGAAGCUUUCGAAUCCGACUUGGCCGCUCACCAAGAUCGCGUUGAACAAAUCGCUGCCAUUGCCCAAGAGCUCAACACUCUUGAAUAUCACGACUGUGUGUCGGUCAAUGCUCGUUGCCAACGCAUUUGCGAUCAAUGGGAUCGUCUCGGUGCAUUGACACAACGUCGCCGUCAAGCGCUCGACGAUGCCGAGCGCAUUCUCGAGAAGAUUGACAUCUUGCACUUGGAAUUCGCCAAACGUGCGGCUCCAUUCAACAACUGGUUGGAUGGAACACGCGAGGAUCUUGUUGACAUGUUCAUUGUUCACACAAUGGAAGAAAUCCAAGGCCUCAUCCAAGCUCACGAUCAAUUCAAAGCCACUUUGGGCGAAGCCGAUAAGGAAUACAAUGUUAUCGUUGGUUUGGUACAAGAAGUCGAAAGCAUAGUCAAACAACACCAAAUCCCAGGCGGUUUGGAGAACCCAUACACAACAUUGACCGCACACGACUUGAACCGUAAAUGGUCGGAGGUGCGUCAAUUGGUGCCACAACGCGACCAAACAUUGUCCAACGAAUUGCGCAAACAACAAAACAACGAAACAUUGCGUCGCCAAUUCGCCGAAAAGGCCAAUGUUGUUGGACCAUGGAUCGAACGUCAAAUGGAUGCGGUCACAUCCAUUGGCAUGGGCUUGCAAGGCUCUCUCGAAGAUCAAAUGUACCGCUUGAAAGAAUACGAACAAGCCGUUUUUGCCUACAAACCAAAUAUGGAAGAAUUGGAGAAGAUCCAUCAAGCCGUUCAAGAGUCGAUGAUCUUCGAAAAUCGUUACACGCACUACACAAUGGAAACGUUGCGCGUCGGAUGGGAACAAUUGCUCACGUCCAUCAACAGAAAUGUCAACGAAGUUGAAAAUCAAAUUUUGACCCGUGACUCGAAGGGAAUUACACAAGAACAAUUGAACGAAUUCCGAUCAAGCUUCAAUCACUUUGACAAAAACCGAACUGGCCGCUUGGCACCAGAAGAAUACAAAUCAUGUUUAGUAUCAUUGGGCUACUCGAUCGGUCGCGAUAGACAAGGUGAAUUAGACUUCCAACGUAUUUUGGCCGCUGUCGAUCCAAACUCAACUGGCUACGUACACUUUGACGCUUUCUUAGAUUUCAUGACCCGCGAAAGCACCGACACUGACACUGCUGAACAAGUUAUCGAUUCAUUCAGAAUUUUGGCUUCCGACAAGCCAUUCAUUUUGCCAGACGAAUUGCGUCGUGAAUUGCCACCAGAUCAAGCUGAAUACUGUAUUCAAAGAAUGCCACCAUACAAAGGACCAAAUGGUGUUCCAGGGGCAUUAGACUAUAUGUCAUUCAGUACAGCACUCUACGGUGAAAGUGAUUUGUAAACAUCAUCAAUCAAUCAAAGCGAAAGAGAGAAAAAAAAAGAAAGAAACAAAAAAAAAACAUACUUCAUUUGAACUGGAAACAAUUCGAAAUUGUCACAUUUUAUGACGAGAUGCGAAUUUUUUAUUCGCACUCAUUGGCAACAUAACAUCGAUUUCAUAAAUUUUUUUUUUUUUUAAUCCACACCAUGUCUACGUCACCAUAUAAAUUACGCAAAUCCAAAACCACAACAAUAUAGAACAACGGAAGCAAUUAUUCAAACAAAUAAAAAAGAAUUGUCUUAUAUUAUUUAUUUAAAAAAAAAAAAAUACGAAUAAAAGAGCAGAACAAUUAUUAUUUAAUUUAAA
Sitodiplosis mosellana (orange wheat blossom midge) is the source of this 8015-nucleotide messenger RNA. RefSeq names its product alpha-actinin, sarcomeric (gene Actn). The record is from RefSeq and is a predicted model, not a curated record. The transcript has 12 exons. Bases 4983 to 7670 code for a protein of 895 amino acids. Lineage: Eukaryota; Metazoa; Arthropoda; Insecta; Diptera; Cecidomyiidae. Gene Ontology annotation, biological process: muscle cell development; actin cytoskeleton organization. Gene Ontology annotation, molecular function: calcium ion binding; actin filament binding. Gene Ontology annotation, cellular component: cell junction; cell projection; plasma membrane.